Molecule: messenger RNA, 1758 nt
Organism: Phialemonium atrogriseum
Lineage: Eukaryota; Fungi; Ascomycota; Sordariomycetes; Cephalothecales; Cephalothecaceae
Product: putative phingoid long chain base kinase
Exons: 4
Coding region: 1-1758 (585 amino acids)
Biological process (GO): sphingosine biosynthetic process; phosphorylation
Cellular component (GO): membrane; cytoplasm; intracellular membrane-bounded organelle
Source: RefSeq, a predicted model, not a curated record
AUGGCCGAGCAACAACAGCCUGAGCCAAUCUUGGCUGCGCAACAACAGCCUGACCCAAUCUUGGCUGAGCAACAACAGCCUGACCCCCUCUUGAGAUCACGCUCGAGAAAAAAAGUGGCAAACGCCGCGCCUGGCGACUCACCGGAGCGUACAAGUACCUCGGACGCAAUCGAAAUUGAGGAUUGGCUUCACCUGAUACUCAGCGAUGAAGGGUUCAUUAUCCGGAAUAACCCUGCCGAGGAGCCGCCUUCGUCAUUUUGGCGCCAAAAUAAACCGUUUAAUCCCAACCGAAUCAUCCCCUACCACAACAUACUCUGGGCCUUUGUCUCAGCCGACGGCGGUAGGCUAGUCAUUCACUUCGCCAAACAAGUGCCCAAGGACCGCCUCGCAGUUGGCCAGGACAAGGACCGCCUCAAAGUUGCCGAGCUCAACUACCCCAUCCUGGGGCCGCUCUCCCCGGCGCGUUUUGUCGCAAAGUGGGUAAGGGCCUUGAUGGGGCGCGCAUACCAGAACAACACCGUGCGCGCCAAGCGUGCCUACGUGCUCAUCAACCCGCGCGCGGGGAAGGGCGAGGCGAACAAAAUAUGGGACCAGCAGGUGCAGCAGCUUUUCGAAUUCGCGCGCAUGCACUGCACAGUGAUGCGGACGGAGAGGGCCGGCCACGCCGCCGAACUAGCGGAGCAGCUGGACGUGGACGCGUACGAUGUGGUGGUGGUGUGCUCGGGCGACGGGCUCGUGCACGAGGUGUUCAACGGGCUCGGGCGCCGCAAGGACGCGCGCCGGGCCCUCUCCUCCGUCGCGGUGUGCCACAUACCCUGCGGCAGCGGAAACGCCAUGUCGUGCAACCUGUACGGCACGCACAAGCCCAGCCAUGCGGCCCUCGCCAUCAUCAAGGGCGUGCUCACGCCGCUGGACCUUGUCAGCGUCACGCAGGGCAACGAGAGGAAGCUGAGCUUCUUGAGCCAGGCCCUGGGGAUAGUGGCCGCCGUGGACCUGGGCACGGAGAUGCUGCGCUUGAUGGGGCCGGCCCGGUUCAAGCUGGGGUUCAUGGCGCAGAUCUUGAGGCAGAAGGUGUACCCCUGCGAUGUCGCGGUGAGGGUGGAGAUCGACGACAAGGAGGCCAUAAAGGAGCACUACAGGCUGCGCAGGCGGGGUCUGGGUCCGGGGGCCAGCUUAGAUGGCGAUGGUCCGGCCUCGGUGCACCCUUCUAAACUGGGCGAGGGGAGCGGGAGCGGCAACUCGGUAGGGGGCCAAUCGGAAGCCGCGGCAUCGAGCGCCGCUGAAGAACACGGUUUGCCUCCACUGAGAUAUGGCACCGUCAUGGACGACCUACCCCAGGGAUGGGAGCACAUCGCGCAUGAGAAUUUGGGCAAUUUCUAUUGCGGCAAUAUGGCAUACAUGACGGCAGACGCGAACUUCUUUCCGGCCACCCUUCCCCACGACGGGCUUAUGGACCUGGUCAUGAUCGACGGCAAAGUGUCGCCGAUCAGGGCCAUCAAGUUGCAGACGUCGGUGGAGAAGGGGCGGUUCUUUGAGAAUCCGCUCGUCUCGUACCGGAAGGUGUCGGCCUACCGCAUCGUGCCCCGGAACGGCGUCCGGGGCUACGUCAGCAUUGACGGCGAGCGUGCCCCGUUCGAGCCCUUCCAGGCCGAAGUCCACAGGGGCCUGGGCCGGACCCUGUCGACGAAUGGCUCAUGCUACGAGGCGCCGGGCCCGAGGGGCUGGGAUCCAACCGAGGACGCUGGGCCGGCGGUGUAA